AUGGAUGACAAACAUAAAUUGGGUGUUCUCGGUGCUACGUCGUAUGUGAUUGGCAACAUCAUCGGAUCGGGUAUAUUCAUUACACCUGCUUCAAUACUCAGGUGUACGGACAGCGUCGGUUUGUCACUUGCGGUAUGGGUCGCCUGUGCUCUCAUCGCUAUUCUCGGUGCUCUGGUUUAUAUCGAGCUGGGCACUUCAAUAAGAGAAGCAGGAUGCGAUUUCGCCUACAUUUGCUAUGUGAAAUGGUGGGUCAUUUUUCCUGCGUCAUCUUUUUUACAGUUACCUUUACUCACUUUCUGA
Molecule: messenger RNA, 300 nt
Organism: Cooperia oncophora
Lineage: Eukaryota; Metazoa; Nematoda; Chromadorea; Rhabditida; Trichostrongylidae
Source: the annotation of a GenBank genome assembly